UCCCUGUUCUUUGAUUUUAUUCCAGGAUGUUCAAGAAAGAAGCCGCUUUCAACCUUCAUUCAUCAGUAAGAACGAUCACUUUGCCUAGAGUCGAACAGUAGGUCGGUAUCGCUACCGUUGUCCUAACCAUUACAACUUCGAUGACACCGUUAUCGGAACCACUGUUGACGACAUGAGUCCAGCCGGAAAUGGUAAGGAUCCGGUUUUGAAUGUCCGGACGUUGUGACGAUCGGACUUUGAUGAUCUUGUUAUGAGCUAUCGGUAUGUGACGUAGAAAUCUGCUGUUCCAUAAUUGGUGCCUAAUGACACGACAAGAAGACAGACCACGCUUAUAAGAUUUACACUCGUCAGUUUAACCGGUCAUUGGUACUCCCACACGGAUUAUAUCGUGUCGAGGAGGAAAUGGACUGGAGUUAUACACGAGCUAGUCAUUCAAGUUCACACGUGCGUACAAGUGACAUGGAACUGGUUUGUGUAUAAUCGCUACAGUAUACUAUAGGUUCUGUCUAUUACGAUCCGUUGUAGGUGUUUGUAUGUUAUGUGAAUGAAACCAGUGACAUGUGAACACGAUGCACGAGACUAACAGUGUCACGUUCCUGACAAUAGACAUAACUCUCAUGAUUUUAGUGACAGUUCUUAACCUCCUUGUCAUCUUCAUUCUGAUUGUAAAAGCUAACGUGAGGAAAUCGAAAACCAUAUUUCUCCUGUCACUUGCUUUUGCGGACAUGUUUGUUGGGAUAUUUGUUAUUCCAAACGCCAUCUCCAUUAUGUAUCUGCACGUGAAAAUGGAGGAUUUUGUGUGUAAACUAUGCUACUACGGCGAACACACAAUGAGUGCAGCAAGUGCACUUUCCAUAUCGGUGAUUGCGGUGGAUCGUAUGCGUGCUAUACUGUUCCCUUUAAAGUUCAAAAGCGUACAUCGUGGCUUUUCCUACCUGGUGUUAGCUUUAGUAUGGAUACUGGCAUUGCUUUACGCACUGCGAACCCCAUUUGUGUAUGGUGCCGUGACCAGGAUAUCGGAGGUGACCGACAGUAACGUGACCGUCUCCAAGACCGAGUGUACAAUCAUGCAGGGCCAGUCUAUGGUACACCAAGGCCUAAUCUACCUGGAUUUCUUCGUACUUUUUCUCUUGCCUAGUACUGUGCUAGUGACGUGUAAUGUCGCCGUAUCUAUCCGACUUGCUGCAGUACCAACAAUUCAGGCAACAGGACGAACUCGCUUGUUAAUGAAAAGAAGACGUUCUAUUCGUCUUCUACUUGCAAUGAUUUUCCUCUUUGUAGGAUGUCAUCUACCGUUGUAUUCCUUUCAGAUUCACCUACUUAUUGCGACCACGGAUGUUUAUACGGAGAGAGUCAUAAUGCAGUCAUUGCUCAUAUUGUCUUGGUCGAACAGUCUUUUGAAUGUUUUGUUCUAUGGUUCUUUGAAUGAUGACGUUAAGAGUACACUCGCCAUGAUUAUUAGAUGCCAGUGUAGGAAACGUAACAACAGAGUGGCCAUUUCGACAAUCAGAACUACAAGACGUCAGCAUCAAUCUACGAUGGCUGCACACCAACAAACAACCAUUUCUACGACAGUGACCUCAAUAUAACCCAUACGUCAUUUUAAAAUUAAUUUAAUGAAUUGCAUAUACAUGUAUUGUAAAGCACCUUAGGGUAACUUGUACUAGCUAGAUAGAGUGCUAAAUAAAAGAUCGUUACUGGAUGCCAA
Mizuhopecten yessoensis (Yesso scallop) is the source of this 1708-nucleotide messenger RNA. Its product is annotated as adenosine receptor A3-like. The transcript has 2 exons. Gene Ontology annotation, molecular function: G protein-coupled receptor activity; peptide binding. Bases 570 to 1589 code for a protein of 339 amino acids. The record is from RefSeq and is a predicted model, not a curated record. Lineage: Eukaryota; Metazoa; Mollusca; Bivalvia; Pectinida; Pectinidae. Gene Ontology annotation, biological process: G protein-coupled receptor signaling pathway. Gene Ontology annotation, cellular component: membrane.